AAUCAUGUGGUGCUCAGUGGCUAUGCCACAGGGAAGUCCCCUGAAAAGGGCACAUCAGCUUUUGCUCAGUACAGGGAGAACAUUAGCAAGAAGGCAAAGUCUGUUAUCCAUGACAUCAGCCGUCCCUUCGUGGACAUUCUAUUGUCUCCUAGAGACUUCUUGGAAUCCCUGUGAUGUCACCAGUAUUGUUGUGACAACCAAUUCCCUACUUUUUCUCUUAGUGUCCAAAGGAUAUAUCCACAGACAUGUUUGCCCGUCUUUGUAGGCACUUUGGGAGAGUUGAUGUUGAUAGAGAAGAGUCUAGAGUGAAGCAAACGAAACCUAAAGAGGCCCGCAGACAGACGUCAUCCCCUGAAAAUGUCCUAAACAAGGUGCAGGCCAACGAGGAAGAGGAGAGGCUGAAUAGAGAACUGGAGCUAACUACCAAGGAGAGAAAUGAGCUGACAGAUCGCCUCCUUUAUGUGACAGGGGGAUCCAUGAGUAAGAGCCCCUACUUCAGGCCAAAUCCAUUUUAUGAAAACUUGAAGAUAAAGGAGAAAGAGGUCAUGUCAUUACUGCACAACUUAGACACAAAGAAUAUUGAACAUCGUGAGAAAUUUCAGGAGCUCAAGAAGGAGAUUAACUUCUAUCGCAACCUGCACAGCCGGCUCCUGAUGGACCAGGCAUGUAUGAAGAAGAAGUUGGUCACAUUGAAGCAGGAGAGCAAGGAGGUACAGCGAUAUUUGUUUGAGUUGAACCCGAAUGAUGAAGACGAACAGGAGAAGACCAGCAACCUCCAGACCCAGCAAAAUGUGGUCUCAGGAACUGCAGGAGACAUGGCAUAGCAUGGAUCCCAGGAAGACAGCCCCCUGAGGAAUGAGUUUCUCUCUCAAGAGUUCCCUGUGACGACAAUCCUCACAGUCAAAGACUUUUUGGGGGAAUAUUCUUCUUCUCAGAUAAUUUCCUCAAUGUAUAGAGACCCUAAAUUUAUGUAUCCAUAUGCCAGCCUAUCUCCUUGAGGUCUUUCUCCUUUCUCAUACCGACAACACCAUUUGAGAGACAACUGAGGGGACUACCUUGACAUCUCGUGUCCUAGAGGAGAAACAGCACUACAACUGUGUUUCUAAAUGUUCAUUAAGAAAAUGCUGUUAAGAAAUGUUUUUGGUUAUGAUUUUCAUUGAAGUUUUCUUUUUGUUAUUUCAUAGUUAUAUAUUCUUGUUACUGUUUUUCAUUUUUAUACCAUUUUAGUUGUUCAUUUUAUGCCUGUUUUUUGUUAAAUGUAUUCCUUAUGAAUAAAAAUUGAUUUGUAACUCUUGACUCUUAAGACCAUCUUAUUCAAGGGUCCUUUCCCCUCCUGUAGACUUAGAACUGACAGCUAUAUAUAUAGAACUUUACAUGGUCCAGUGAAUUCAAAGCC
Rattus norvegicus (Norway rat) is the source of this 1396-nucleotide messenger RNA. Lineage: Eukaryota; Metazoa; Chordata; Mammalia; Rodentia; Muridae. The record is from RefSeq and is a predicted model, not a curated record.